ACACUCUAAAGGUGUUUUGUGUUGGAAUAGUUUUCACAGAUGGAGUUAUGUGCUGUUUCUAGAGAUGGAUGGAAACAUUGAGUUUGCACAUCACUUAUUCUUGUUCUCCAAGAAUGGGAAAAUCAGAGAGCCAAAUGGAUAUCAUGGAGAAAAGCACUAAACCGAGGAAGCAUCGCUGGACUGUAGUGGAGAUCGGACUGUCUGUCACUGUGCUUCUGAUGAGCUGCGCUCUGGCUGGACUCAUAGUGCUCUACACUUCAGCUCUGAGAGAGCGUUUUAACAUAAAUGAAUCUUCAAAAGCAGGGCUGAAAUAUCGAUCAAACGCUGACAGCAAUGUCUGUACAACCCCACAGUGUGUCACUGCCGCGGCCCGACUGCUCCAGAACAUGGACCCCAGCGUGGAGCCGUGCCAGAACUUCUAUCAGUACGCCUGCGGAGGCUGGAUGGAGCGUCACGUCAUUCCCGAAACCAGCUCACUUCACAGCGUAUUCAAUAUCCUGAGAGACGAGCUGGAGAUCGUACUCAAGGGAGUUCUGGAGAUGGAAAAUAAGGACGACAGAGAGGCCUUUAAGAAAGCCAAAACGCUCUACAGCUCAUGCAUGAAUGAGAUUCUGAUCGAGCAGCGCGACUCGCAGCCUCUCCUCGGACUCAUUGACAGUAUCGGCGACUGGCCCGUGGCCUCUGAGGUCUGGAACAGCACAUCAGAGCGAAUGUGGAGCCUGGAGGAUACCCUGGCUGUUCUGAACGCUCGGUACAAUAAGAAGGCUGUGCUUGAGAUGUUUGUGUGGCCAGAUGAUCGUGACUCCAGCCGCUACAUUAUUCAUGUUGACCAGCCAUUACUAGGAAUGCCUUCAAGAGAUUAUUACCUCAGUGAUGGCAACUAUAAGAAGGUGCGCAAGGCCUACCUCGAGUUCAUGGUCUCCAUAGCAAGGAUUGCACGAGAAGACAGGAACCUGACCCAAGAUGAAGAACGGGUGUGGGAGGACAUGACUCAAGUGUUGGCGCUGGAGACAGACAUUGCGAAUGCUACCUCACCUGCAGAAGAGCGCAAUGACAUCACCGUCCUCUACAACAAAAUGACACUGAGAGAAGCGCAGCAAGCUUUCAACCUCAAUGGCUUUAAUUGGACGCGCUACAUCCAGGGAAUAAUGUCCAGCGUGUCAGUCACGGUGCGACCAGAUGAACCCAUAGUUGUGUACUGCUCACCUUAUCUGGAGAAGCUCAGUGGUGUUCUUUCCAAACACAGUCACAGGACCCUGCAGAACUAUCUGGCGUGGAUGCUCAUCAUGGAGAGGGUCAGCAGUAUGAGCCGGCGCUUCAAAGACGUGAGAGCGCACUACAGAAAGGCUUUGCAUGGCACUACGGUAGAGGAGGCGAGGUGGAGAGACUGUGUCCGUUAUGUACAGGGAAACAUGGAGAACGCCGUCGGGGCCCUGUAUGUCCGAGAAACCUUCUCUGGAAACAGCAAACGCAUGGUGCGUGAGCUGAUCAGAAAGAUUCAGGAAGCUUAUGUGGAAACACUGGAAGAACUGAGCUGGAUGGAUGAGCAGUCCAAGGAGAAGGCCAGAGAGAAGGCCAUGGCGAUAUCGGAACAGAUCGGUUAUCCCGACCACAUCCUUGAGGAGGAAAAUAAGAAACUGGACGAGGAAUACACUCACCUGAAUUUCAGUGAGGAAAACUACUUUGAGAACAUUCUGGAAAACCUGGCAGCUUCAGCUCAGAAAGUUCAUAAGAAGCUGAGGGAGCCCGUGGAUCCUGACAUGUGGAUUAUUGGUGCGGCUGUGGUCAAUGCUUUCUAUUCACACAACAGAAACCAGAUUGUGUUUCCUGCUGGCAUCCUCCAGCCUCCGUUCUUCAGUGAAAAACAGCUGCAAGCUCUAAACUUCGGUGGAAUUGGCAUGGUUAUAGGACAUGAGAUCACUCACGGAUUUGAUGAUCACGGCCGUAAUUUUGACAAGGAUGGGAACAUGUACAACUGGUGGAGCAACUUCUCUGCCGAGCGCUUUGAGGAUCAGUCUAAAUGCAUGGUGGAACAGUACGGCAAAUUCAGCUGGAAACUCGCAGGAGGCCAAAAUGUCAGUGGCAUCACAACAUUAGGAGAGAAUAUUGCUGACAACGGUGGAGUUCGUCAAGCAUAUAAGGCGUAUAUGAAGUGGGUGGAGAGGGAGGGCGAGGAGCCCCGUCUUCCUGGACUGGAUAUGGAUCACAAACAGCUCUUCUUUCUAAACUUCGCCCAGGUCUGGUGUGGUGCCUGCCGCCCAGAGUACGCCAUUCAGUCCAUCAAAACAGACCCACACAGCCCUCUGGAAUACAGGGUUCUGGGGUCCCUCCAGAACUUUGAGGCCUUUUCUGAAGCAUUUCAUUGCGCAAGAGGAGCUCCUAUGAAUCCUGAAGAGAAAUGCAGAGUGUGGUAACCUGCCGCCGGAGAUAAAGGAGUCUGUGUAUAUUUUACAAACUAGGCAACGGUUAGGAGAGCUUGGAUCAUAUUAUGUUGUUCUGUGGCGGCUGCCUGGCUGUUAGUCUGAUAUGACAGACACGACCAAGGUGUGCAACACCUACAUGUGUGACUGCAUAGAUGUCUACUGUGAACUUUCAAAUGCGCACAUAUUACCAACGAGUGCAGGCGUCAGUGACGGUGUUGUUUUUCUGAAAAAGAGGCAUGCUUUUUCAAUGUCUGUUUAAGAGACUUUCAAGCAAGAUUUCGUCCCGUUUGCCUGUUUACAGGUUUCUUGUGACACAUUACUAAUUUUGGCAUCGGAAAACCUGUGUAAAAUGAAAGAGUUUCAUUGUAACGACAAGGCUUAUUGACAUCAGAUUAUUUUUCCAGAUUAUGUAAACGGAUAAAUCCCUCGGCUGGCUUUCGAUUCUGUCGGCUCUCCAAGAAGAUAUCCGUUGCGCUUGAGCGAUCCCAAAAUUAGUCAACAACCGAAGGCUUGGAAGCCGAUAGAGAUUGUGGUUUGAAUAGAAACCAGUCAAGGCAGAGUGUUUGAUUUCAUAAUAAGCAGCCUUGAAAUAUUCUGAAAAUGGUAUUGGAAAUAUUUUUUUCUUUUCUAAAGCAUGCAACGGAGAGAGGCAGACGCUGGAGUCCUAUUGAGCACCGUUUUCCCAAAACAAAUCCUAAUGCAUUUGUUCUCUACACUAUGUUUCACUGAAGAAUCUUUAAAAGCGAGGGCUUAACGUUACGUAAACGGGCCCAUGUUGAUGAUUAAAUGACAACCUUAAGACUGUUAAAACCAUAUCGCUUCAAGCUUCGUGUGUAUUUGUCCAUAAAUAGCUCUGAUUCAUGGCGGCCAUGCAAUUACGCUACAGACUUCUGUUAAAGCCAGCAGAUAAUGGCAGGAAGCUGCUGCAAUACGGGAAUGAAAAAGGUACAACGGGUCACUCAGACUAUUUGUGUGUUUCAUACAAGCUGUUCGUUCUGCCAGGGAACAUUUCCAUACAUUGCUAUUGUUAAGCAUGUUUGGGGCAAGAAUCAGAUCCGGAGAAAUGUACUGUAGUAAAACCGAAGCGUCUUCAUCUGUUCAGUGCUCAAGUUCAGUUUGGUGUUUAUUUGGGAUUCCUAAAAGCAUCAUCGCAGCAUUAAGAAUAUAAAUGUUUUUAUCAGAUCAAGACCAUUUUCUGCAGCAACAGAUCUUGUAACAAAUAUUUGAUCAUAUAUUAGUUUAGUUUUAAUACUCUACAACUGUUUUGUUUACUUAUGGUCAAUGGUGUCGAUGUUCAUGUGACAUAACUCUGCUGGAAAAAAAACUGGUUAUACCAAGUGUAAAGUGGGUAAGUUGUUGUUGUUGUUUAAGAUUUGGGUAGCUGGUUUAUUACUGGUCUACAGGCUCUAACUAGCUAUGGUCUACCAAGCCCAGCUGAUGAACCAUCUAGAGUAGCUUGAAACACUACAUUUUUGAUUUUCCAGCAGGGAACAUGCAAUGUUGUUCAUUAAUGUGGCAUGCAACACCAAAAAGUUUACAGUUAAGUUUUAAGAACAUUUUAGCUGGUUUGUUACUGGUCUACCAACUGGAAAGUCCAGGUGAUGAACCAUCUAGAGUAGCUUGAACCGUUUUUUUUUUUUUUUUUUGCUUGUUGGAAAUAUUUCCAUUACUUGCUGAAAAAGGAAACCUGUUCGAGAAGGAAAAACAAGAAAAACACUGGUCAAAGUUAAACUGACGAACCACCUAGACUAGCAUGAAAUGACUCUAAACUCACAUAAACCAUGAUUUUCCAGCAGAGAAUAUGUGAUUUUGUACAUAGCGGUGCCAUAAAGCACCAAACACCAAGAGGAUUCGUUAGGCAGAGGUCUCGCUCAAGGAUCUGUUAGCUAGCAUCAUAUCUCAUGAUUUCAUAAAUUGGUCUGAGAUUGUGGGCUAAUGGGGCGGCAGCGGUUCAUGUGUUAGCUGGAGCGUAGCAGACGAAGCGACAGCCAGCAGUUCUCUCUCAAAUGGAAACUUUAGGGGAGGCGGCCCUCUCAUUAGAGAUCCAGUCAAGGCCAGUGACUGUUAUUUUCCAUCUUGAUUAAGCAGUAAUGACAGCAGAACUAAAGAACCGAACAGGUUGGAAGAAAAAUGAUAAAAGGAGAUGAUGAAAAAGAUCAAACAGACGUCAGGCAGCCACUGUAGGAGAAGAAAUGGAUUGUCGAGUUCUCAGAAAGCUUAGCGGAGUCAAUACUGGCUUGCCUUGGGUUAUUGAUUAUGACUGUUAUCUCUCAUGACAGAGACUUUGAUCAUUUGAAUGUUCAUUAUCUGCCUUUGAAGCUUCAUUGCCAAUCUAAACCUCUACACCACUGUAAUGGCACGUACUGUUUGAUGCACUGGAGACGUGAUAUACCGAAUGCAAGCAACUUUGGAACAAAUUAAACAUUUGAACCUUGGCGGCAGAAAGGGUUUAUGGUGAUGAAGUGCCAAAUAAAACAUUAUCCCUGAAUUAUUAGUGCAUGCAUUUUCCAAUGCAACAUGCUGCCAGACAAGAAACGGAGGUCUGCCUCAAUUGAAAUUGGAAGGACUUGAGCUUUUUCAUGGGCAGAUACUGGUGUGGAGUAAAUCUGGUGUGAUUAGAAACAAUACUAGAGCCAAUGAUGGACAAAUGUGACCCUGGACCACAAAAACUGUCUUAAGUCGCUGGGGUAUAUUUUUAGCAAUGGCCAAAAAAACAUUGUAUGGGUCGAAAUUAUAGAUUUUUCUUUUAUGCCAAAAAUCAUUAGGAUAUUAAGCAAAGAUCAUGUUCCAUGAAGAUAUUUUGUAAAUGUCCUACCACAAAUAUAUCAAAACUUAAUUUUUGAUUAGUAAUAUGCAUUGCUAAGAAUUCAUAUAGACAAACUCAAAAGCAAUUUUCUCAGUAUUUAGAUUUUUUUGCACCCUCAUAUUUCAGAUUUUCAAAUAGUUUUAUCUCGGCCAAAUAUUGUCCAAUCCUAAUAAACCAUACAUCAAUGGAAAGCGUUUUUAUUCCGUAUAUUGUAUAAAUCUCAAUUUUGAAAAAUGUACACUUAAGGUCCAGGGUCACAUAUGUCAUUCUCUAUAGCUACAGUAUAUAAAGAGAAUUGUGCAGUACGUUAAAUUUAUGUACAGUAUUCAACAUUGUUUUGGUUGAUUUACUUGCCAGUCAAUGCUGUCAAGGUGCAUAAUGGCAAAAUAUCUUCAAAAUAUCAAAACAUAUGCACAUGCAAGACCAUUAAUUCCAUAACAGCAUGCAUUCAUCAACCAGGCGCCUAUUUGUGCAUUUUUAUCUGGCCUUGAGGCUUUUAUUAUAUUGAGAACCAAUAAAAUGAGGUGUGAUGCGAACUACCUGUUCUUUAUACCGCAACAUAUUCGUGCCAAGGAUUGCUGAUGUGAAAAUCUCAUUUUAAAAUAGCUAUUUUGUAUCCUGUGAAAUUAAAAUAUAAAAUCACCCUCUGUGAUUGUUUAUAGAAAUCUGAACUGAAGGAAAAAUUAGUACAUAACACCUAUAAAAUACCUUGCCAAGUGUGAAUUGUAGAAUAGCAUUUGUGUACAUUUUAGUGUCUUCAUUGUGUGGUUUUGAAGGUGUUUAAUUAGAAGUAAGCUUAUGAUGAGUAAUUACGAAGUCAGGAAUCAUUACUUUCUUCUGUGCAUUAUGGGACAAUGCCAAGAACUUGUCAGACACAAGAAUGAUGAUUCACAAUUCAGUUUUACAGAUUCUGUUGUUACUUUUUACAUUGAUUUUUUUUAGUUCAUGGAUAUAUCUCAUGAAAACAUGUCCAGGUUACAUUUCUCAAAAUCAAAAGAAGAAAUUAUAGGUAGUUGACAUAUGUCCAUAAACUGAAUAUUAACUUUUAUUAAUGUUCAAAAUAAAGCCUGUUUUAGAACCAUUAAGAUUCAUCUGAAUUAUAGCAUGACUUUCUUAAAGCAUGUCUCUCAAAUAAAUAAUUUUAAAUUCACACACACACAUGAACACCUGGACAGUGUUGCAGGUUUUAUGAGAUUGUCCUUAUGUUAUGAUAUGCCACAUGACCACAGAUGCUGCUAUGACAAUAUCUAUUCUGUACAUAGAGCUGUUGACUGUUGAAAGGUUAAUAUUUACUGACAGAAAUGCCCUUGAUAUUAUAUAGGGUCCAUGUUUGGUUGAGACCAUAUAUGUUUUAAUGACUUUUCAAGUGAAUGCUUUGUAAUUCUAUCGUUCUGCCAAUAUUAAUUGUCCAAGCAAAAAUAUAAAUGUUAUUUAGCUACCCUAAACAUUGAAAUAUUGUUAUAUUAUAUAAGAGGAACUAUGUAAGCUUCAAAAAUAAACUUAUAUAAAGC
Messenger RNA from Carassius auratus (goldfish), 6740 nucleotides. Its product is annotated as membrane metallo-endopeptidase-like 1. Gene Ontology annotation, cellular component: plasma membrane. The transcript is spliced from 24 exons. The record is from RefSeq and is a predicted model, not a curated record. Gene Ontology annotation, molecular function: metalloendopeptidase activity. NCBI's taxonomy places the organism in Eukaryota, Metazoa, Chordata, Actinopteri, Cypriniformes, Cyprinidae. Gene Ontology annotation, biological process: protein processing. Bases 69 to 2414 code for a protein of 781 amino acids.